CACCCUCUCUCUUUCUUUCUCUCUCGUUCGCGCGCGCUCAUCUCCAUCAUCCUCUCGCUACUGAGAAAAAACCCGCCAGCGCGAAACAGAUGGGAAGGCAUCCGCGGAAUUUGCGACCGUUACCGUGCAGAGAAUAGCCGUCAAAACUUAACGGACACCGACAAGAAGUUCAUUGCGUCCAGAAGACUUCUGGACUGAGAACUUGAGGACAUUUCACGUCUGUUCACGACUGGAAAAGGCAGGGUGGGCCAUGCCAUUCGGCUGUUUAAAACCUGGCGAGAAGAAGGACUACAACAGUCCAACAGAAAUCACAGACAAAUAUGAUCUGGGCCAGAUUGUUAAAUCGGAGGAGUUCUGCGAGAUCUUCAGGGCAAAGGAUAAGAACACACUCAAAAUGUACACUUGCAAAAAGUUCCUGAAGAAAGAUGGAAGAAAAGUGCGGAAGGCUGCCAAAAAUGAGAUUCUCAUCCUCAAGAUGGUGAAACACCCCAACAUCCUCCAGCUGGUCGAUGUCUACGAGACCCGGAAAGAGUACUACCUUUUCCUGGAGCUAGCCACAGGUCGGGAGGUGUUUGACUGGAUUCUGGAUCAAGGCUAUUAUUCUGAAAGGGACACCAGUAAUGUUAUCAGACAGGUGAUGGAGGCAGUUGCUUACCUGCACAGCCUGAAGAUCGUUCACAGGAACCUAAAGCUUGAGAAUCUGGUGUACUACAACCGACUGAAACAUUCGAAAAUAGUCAUCAGUGAUUUCCAUCUGGCAAAACUGGAGAAUGGACUCAUCAAGGAGCCCUGUGGAACCCCAGAGUAUCUGGCCCCAGAGGUUGUUGGGAGACAGAGAUAUGGCCGACCUGUGGACUGCUGGGCCCUUGGUGUGAUCAUGUACAUACUGCUCUCCGGAAAUCCUCCAUUCUAUGAUGAAACAGAUGAUGAUGACUAUGAAAACCAUGACAAGAACCUCUUCCGGAAGAUUCUUGCUGGAGACUACGAGUUUGACUCACCAUACUGGGAUGAAAUUUCAGAUUCUGCUAAAAACUUAGUGUCACGUCUUAUGGAGGUGGACCAGGAUCAGAGAUUGACUGCACAAGAAGCCAUCAACCAUGAAUGGAUAUCUGGAAAUGCUGCUUCAGACAAGAACAUCAAGGAAAACGUGUGUGCACAAAUUGAGAAGAACUUCGCCAAAGCUAAGUGGAAGAAAGCCGUACGGGUCACGACCAUGAUGAAGCGUCUCAGGGCACCAGAGCAUCAGACAGCGGCACCGGCAGCAGGAGCAGCAGCCGUACCAGGUGCACCCAACCCUGCAGACGGCGCUCAGGAAAACGCUCAAACAACAUCAGAGGCCUCCACAGCCCCAUCGAGCACCGCUGAAAGCAACUCGAUGAGCACAGAAGCCCCUGCCGCGGAAGCUCCCAGUGAUGAAAUAGUGGCCGCUGCCGUCCAGCCACCAGCUGAGCCUGUUCUUCACGCCCCAGCUCCCGAACAGCCCGAUCCAACAUCGCGAUGCAACGGAGAGGCUUUAGCUCCCCUGCCAUCGGACACAGGGGAGGAACAGAGCGGUUAAUCUCGCUACCUCUCUCCCACCUGCGUUUAGAUCCUGCACACCUGUAAAUAAGCAGCAAGCAUGCUAACACUGAUCCCGCAGCACAUAGCAUUACUCUCAACACGCUCUAUCAUGAGCCGAAUUCUAAAACAUUUCCCAGCAAAGCAUCUGUUUUCUAUUGAAUCACAAGCUGUGUGACGCAUAUUGAAGGCUCUGGCUACUUUAACUUUGCGAAAAAGAAGAAAAAAAGCUGUUUUCUGCUUACAUUAAGCCAAGAUUGGAAACUUUAACAUUGAUCUGCAUACAUGUUUUAGGAUAGAUUAUCAAAGCAGGCCUCAUUUUAUAAUUACUUUUUUUUUUAUUUAAUGCAUUGCAGUUAACGUCUGUCUUGAGCAGGUAGUCAGAGGAGCACAGAUACACAGCUUCAUGUGCAAUGUAAAGUUUCUGUAAAUAGCUUCUUAACCUCUGUAGAUUAGACGUAGCCAAGAACAGCAUGCUUUUUCAAAUCUGCUGUUUAUGACACUCAUCUCUGGGCAAUUGACACAUUCAGCUUCAGCUUUACAUAGACAUUUCUUGUCUUGAUCGAACACACACUCACAAAAUGUUGCCAUCAGUUUAAAGGGAUUUGUAUAAAAAAUACUUCAGCAGCAACUAAGGCGACUAAAUUCAUCUUGUAAUUGCAUUUUAAAGAUUGAGACAUGUGGCCCAAUAAAUGGAGCAGAGUAGGUAAACAUAAGAAAUACCUCAAAUCUGCUUGGUAGCUAGCCACAUGAACAGUGGAAAAUGAGAUCUGUAAUGUAUUAUAUACUCAUUUGCAUACAUUGUACGUGUUUUGAGUAAUACACCUCUUCAUUUUAAAAGUACAUAGCCAUGCACAGUGAAGUUUAUUUUCAAUAGAAUUUCAUCUGAAGCAUAGAUGUACAUAAGUUACAGUGAUACAACCAUUUUAUGCCUACUUCUUUUGUUGGGUUGAAUAUUUACUCUGUCUAUUUUUUUUUAUAUUGUACCUUCCCCUACUAAUCUAUAAUGCAAUUAAUCUAUAAUGAAUAUAUUCUGAGACAUAUAAUUUAUCAGACUUAAAUUAAAAAAUAUACAUAUUUAUCUUUUUUUUUUUUUAGAUUAACCCUAAUCUUUUUUUAGUUGAAAAUAUGUAACAGGGAUCAGUUACUUACUUAUUCCUGUCAUUUUUAUUUAUAUAGCUCAUUACACAGUACAGAUUAUUAUAAAAAUAAUUAAAAAAAAAAAAAAUCUAAAAUUGCUAUUAAAAACUAAUUUUUCCACACAUAAACUAUAUACAGUAGUCAACAUUUUUAGUGGAUCAAAACUUUAUCAAAGUUAUCCUAAAACUAAAACAAAACCCUUUAUUGUCUUAGGACAACUUUGAUGAACUUUUUUAAACCACUUAAAAUGUUGACUACUGUAUAUAUACAUAUAUUUUUUUCUCUAUUCUCUAUUUAUAGAUCUCAUUGACUAACCCAUAAGUGCUGCAGGAAUAAAACAGUGUUUUUGCACUUCUGGUUUCACCUGAAUUUAGUGGGGGUUUCUUAAUGGACUUUGGUUAAAUGCCUGAAAUAAGAUCUAAUAUUUUAAGUAGCGCUGUCAAAAUUAGCGCAUUAAUGUAGGCAAUUUCAUUUUUCCAGUUUAACGGCAUUAAAAAAAACGGCAGCUCUAAAAUAAAUAGCAGCCAAAUAACCUAAUAACCCAGCUGCUGUGAUGUCUAUAAAUUAAUUAAAAAAAAAAAGAAAAAAAAAAAAGAAAUUAAUAACUUUUGUAGCUUUAAGCAUUUAUCUAUUUUUAAUUUAGCAUUUAGUGUGUGAUAACUUUAUUCAAUUUUUGUGUAUUUCCUACUUGGUAUAGAGCACAGGUAAAUAAGUUUACUUAAAUUAGAAGUUAUUUUUUUAAAAGUCUAAUAAAUAUUAAUUUAUAGUUCAAAUACACUGUAAUGAUGAACGGCUAUAGUCAAUGUUUAAAUAUUAGGGGGGAAAAAUUUACUUAUUAAUUUAUGAAAAUAAUAUUGGUUUCAGUGAUGCUUUCAGUGCUUAAAAAUGUUUAAAAAAAAAAAAAAAAAAAAAUUAAAAAUACUGUUUGUUUCUCCAUUAUUUUGAAGAUUGAAUGUGAAAUUAUUGCAAUAUAAAAGUAUAUUUAAAAACUUUAACGUAAGGUGGGAUUAAUCACGAAUAAUUUCAGUUAAUUUCAGAAAAAAAUGUGAUUUUUUUUUUUUUUAAAUCGACUGACAGCACUAAUUUUAAGAUAUUUAACUACAAUAAUAAUUCUUAAUUGCUAAAUAAAACAUUAAACAUCAAAACCAAAGUUGUAUUAAUUUGCGAUUAUCUUGAACAAAAUGGGCAAUACUCGCACACUUACUGAUCGCAGAGCUUAUUUGCUGCAAUAACCAAAAUCCUAUAGGCUGUUUGUCAGGGGAGCCUGUGUGAUGCCUAUAAAAAUACUUUAUCCCUGCAGCACUCUAUAUUGGGUAGAUAUAUUCUUGCCUAAAGCAAAGAGUCUUAAACACUAAUGAUCCUAAUUGAGUCUAGCCCUAUUAACCAAACCCUAACGACUUAACAUUUUAGCAGACAGCUUUACUUAUUUUAUAGAAAUGUCUGCUUUCAGCAACAGACACCUCAUCUUUCACAAUUUCAUACAGAUCUUUCUCAUUAAACAUUCACGCUUCACUAGUGUGUGGUGUUUACUGUCUGUUACUCAUAAUAGCAGCACUGAUUAAUUUUUAAGUUGAUGUGUUCUACAGUAAAUUUAAAACUCAUUUUGUGCUGUCAA
Molecule: messenger RNA, 4312 nt
Organism: Labeo rohita (rohu)
Lineage: Eukaryota; Metazoa; Chordata; Actinopteri; Cypriniformes; Cyprinidae
Gene: camkvb
Product: CaM kinase-like vesicle-associated b
Exons: 11
Coding region: 251-1558 (435 amino acids)
Biological process (GO): peptidyl-serine phosphorylation
Cellular component (GO): intracellular anatomical structure
Molecular function (GO): ATP binding; calcium/calmodulin-dependent protein kinase activity; calmodulin binding
Source: RefSeq, a predicted model, not a curated record